AUGAAGUUUACCAUCUUCAGUGCAUCAAGGCUCAUCCUCGUGGCACUUGGCACUGCACAGUUCAACACCUUGGGUCAUGCCCAUCCUUCCGUCACGAAGCGUGGAGCACCCAUCGUAAUGGGACUCGCCGAAUCGUUCGGCAUUAUCGCAGGCACAACUCUUACCAGCACCGGCGCGACCUUGGUCACUGGAGACUGCGGCACCUGCCCUGGGUCAAGCAUCGCAGGAUUCCCUCCUGGCUCAUGUACGGGCAUAACAUCUGCCGGAGGAACCACCGCAUGCGACGCCGAAGCCGCCUGCCAGAGCGCAUAUACCAAUGCUCGGGCCGUGACGCCCACCAGUGCUCUGCCAGCCGCUGAUCUUGGAGGCCUAACCUUGGCUCCCGGCGCAUACACAUUUCCCACCUCUGCCGCUACGCUCACCGGAACUCUCACCUUGGAUGGCUCAUCGAAUGCUGCAGGCCAGUUCAUCUUCUUGAUCGAGACCACUUUUGGCGCAAUGGCGGCUUCCCAGGUCGAAUUGAUCAACGGUGCUCAGGCGUGUAAUGUCUUCUUUGUUGUGGGAUCUUCGGCUUCGGUUGGUGCGGCGGCGGCGCUGCAGGGCAACAUUCUGGCCUAUACUUCCAUAGCGGUCCGUGAUGGAGCGAGCAACCAGGGUACUUUCUGUGCUCUACACGGAGCUGUUACGCUGAUUAAUGAUGCCAUUACCGCUCAGCCAGGUUGCUACACUUAG
Akanthomyces muscarius is the source of this 732-nucleotide messenger RNA. RefSeq lists its product as uncharacterized. The transcript has a single exon. The record is from RefSeq and is a predicted model, not a curated record. The coding region runs from base 1 to 732 and encodes 243 amino acids. Lineage: Eukaryota; Fungi; Ascomycota; Sordariomycetes; Hypocreales; Cordycipitaceae.